Messenger RNA from Cuculus canorus (common cuckoo), 502 nucleotides. RefSeq names its product RING finger protein 39-like. The transcript has 2 exons. Gene Ontology annotation, molecular function: metal ion binding. The coding region runs from base 50 to 499 and encodes 149 amino acids. The record is from RefSeq and is a predicted model, not a curated record. NCBI's taxonomy places the organism in Eukaryota, Metazoa, Chordata, Aves, Cuculiformes, Cuculidae.
UCCCCGUGUCCCCGGUCCUUCCCCGCCCCGCCCCGCCCCGGCACUCGCCAUGGCCCCCUCGGGGCUGCCGCAGCGGGGUUCUCUGGCUCAGCUGGCGCGGGACACGGUCUGCGUGGGCUGCGGGCAGCGGCUGCGCGACCCGGUGCUGCUGCCGUGCGAGCACAGCUGCUGCCGCCGCUGCCUCCAGAGCUCCCGCGAUCCCGGGACACCCCCGGAGCUCGGAGCGCCCUUUGCCGUCCGCUGCCCCCGCUGCUACCGGCCCUGCGCCCCGGGCCGCCUGCGCACCCCGCGAGCCCUCGCAGUCGAGAGCCGCAUCGCCCAGCGCCUGGCGGGGACCCCCGCGCCCCAACGGCGGCCCCGAGGCGGCAGCCUGGGGGCCCAGCUCCGAGCCGAUGCUGCAGCCCCCCCACAUCCCCCAACCCUGAAGGAGACCCCCAAGAUGGGAGGGGGUGAAGCUGCGACCCCCCCCUUGCUGAUGCCCACCCCCCCUCCCCAAUAAACA